AUGAGGGCGACGCGGCUCCUCGCGGCGGCGGCGCUCCUCGCCGCGCUGCUCGCGGUGUCCGCGGCGGCGGCGGCGAAGCUCGAUCUGGACGAGCUGGACGACUCGGAGGUGCUGGAGGCGCUGCUGGCCGUGGACGACGAGGAGGAGGCGGCGCCGGGCGCGGGCGGGGGCGGGGGCGGGGGCGCGGAGGCGGUGCGGCGGACGCAGUCCAUGGUGCUGGUGCUCGACAACGACAACGCGGCCCGCGCCGUGCAGGACCACCCGGAGCUGCUGCUCCUCGGCUACGCGCCCUGGUGCGAGCGCAGCGCCAAGCUCAUGCCGCGCUUCGCCGAGGCCGCCGCGGCGCUGCGCGCCAUGGGGAGCGCCGUCGCCUUCGCCAAGCUCGACGGGGAGCGGUUCCCCAAGGCCGCCUCCGCCGUCGGGGUCAACGGCUUCCCCUCCGUGCUCCUCUUCGUCAACGGCACCGAGCACGCCUACACCGGCCUCCACACCAAGGACGCGAUAGUUACUUGGGUUAGAAAGAAGACCGGCACGCCAGUCAUUAGGAUUGAGUCCAAGGAUUCAGCUGAGGAACUUCUUAAGAAGGACCAGACAUUUGCUCUCGGCUUAUUCAAGAAUUACGAGGGAGCCGGCCACGAAGAAUUUGUGAAGGCAGCGACUGCUGAAAACGAAGUGCAAUUUGUAGAAACCAAUGAUAGGAAUGUGGCCAAGAUUCUUUUUCCAGGGAUUGCAUCUGAAGAACAAUUCCUGGGCCUUGUGAAAAGCGAACCAGAGAAGUUUGAAAAGUUUGAUGGAGCAUUUGAAGAAAAGGAGAUAUUGCAGUUUGUGGAGCUUAACAAGUUCCCACUAAUUACUGCAUUCACUGAUUUAAACUCAGCUAAAGUCUAUUCAAGCCCAAUUAAGUUGCAGGUCUUCACCUUCGCAGAGGCUUAUGAUUUUGAAGAUCUUGAAUCUAUUGUUCAAGAGGUGGCCAGAGGAUUUAAGACAAAGAUAAUGUUUAUAUAUGUGGACACUGCUGAAGAAAACCUUGCAAAACCAUUCCUGACUCUUUAUGGCCUUGAAGGAGAUAAACCUACUGUUACAGCAUUUGAUACAAGCAAAGGUACUAAAUAUCUGUUGGAGGCAGAUAUUAACGCGAAGAACCUAAAGGAGUUCUCCUUAAGCCUUUUGGAUGGUACACUCCCUCCAUACUUCCGCUCAGAACCAGUACCACAAGAAAAGGGACUUGUUGAAAAGGUUGUUGGACGUACAUUUGAUUCUUCUGUCCUGCAAAGCCCUCACAAUGUCCUCCUUGAGGCUCAUGCACCUUGGUGUGUUGACUGUGAAGCCAUCAGUAAAAACAUUGAGAAGUUGGCCAAGCAUUUCAGUGGUUUGGACAAUCUUAAAUUUGCACGUAUUGAUGCUUCGGUGAAUGAACAUCCAAAAUUGCAGGUAAACAAUUACCCCACACUCUUGCUUUAUCCUGCUGAAGACAAGACCAACCCGAUCAAACUUUCAAAGAAAUUAAGCCUGAAAGACAUGGCGAGAUUCAUCAAGGAGAAGCUGCAGAUUUCGGACGUUGAAAUCAAGGAGAAGCUGCAGAUUUCGGACGUUGAAAUCAAGGAGAAGCUCCAAACUCCUGAGGUCGAAACAGUAGCUGCCGCUGACAAUGUCAAGGAUGAGCUAUAG
This is a messenger RNA of Triticum turgidum subsp. durum (durum wheat), 1668 nucleotides long. Lineage: Eukaryota; Viridiplantae; Streptophyta; Magnoliopsida; Poales; Poaceae. The record is from the annotation of a GenBank genome assembly.